Danaus plexippus (monarch butterfly) is the source of this 1970-nucleotide messenger RNA. RefSeq names its product putative neutral sphingomyelinase (gene nSMase). NCBI's taxonomy places the organism in Eukaryota, Metazoa, Arthropoda, Insecta, Lepidoptera, Nymphalidae. The transcript has 6 exons. The coding region runs from base 365 to 1549 and encodes 394 amino acids. The record is from RefSeq and is a predicted model, not a curated record. Gene Ontology annotation, molecular function: sphingomyelin phosphodiesterase activity. Gene Ontology annotation, cellular component: cytoplasm.
AACAGGUAGAUAGUAGAUACCUACUUUUACCAGACCAUUGCAAACUGUUUUAUUUGACUUUUUCGUUUAUGUAUUUGAUUAGCGAUGUUGCAUUUAGUUCAGUAAUUCGGGAAUAAUUUUGUUAAGUUAAAACAAUUACAAACAUACGUAAAACUAAGAGAUCUCGGUAACCGGGAAUAAACAAAUAAAAAUCUUUGUUAAACAGAUUUAUAUAUUUUUUUAAUUUUGACUAAGUUGCGAGAAGAUUAAUGGAAUUUUUAAUUUUACAUACGCUGUUCUCAUUAUACUUGUCACAAAAGCUAUAAACAACAAAGAGUUGUUAGCAAUAUAUCUAUCAGUUCAUCUGUUAUAUUAAAAAGUCAACAUGGAAUUUACUUUAAAUAUCUUUACUUUAAACUGCUGGGGCAUACCUGUUGUCUCUAAGAAUCGCAAAGAGAGAAUUGAAGCUAUAGCCACAUAUUUGCAGACUGCUUCCCACAACAUUGUUUGUCUACAAGAAGUAUGGUGUGAAAGAGAUUAUCUGUAUUUAAAGGAUCAGCUACAGAAGCAAUUUCCAUUUUCACAUUAUUUUUACAGUGGUGUUUUUGGAUCAGGUUUAUGUAUAUUUACAAAAUGGGCAAUUCAAGAUGUCUUCUUCCAUCAGUGGCCACUAAACGGGUACAUACAUAAGAUUCACCAUGGCGAUUGGUUUGGAGGAAAGGGUGUUGGUUUAUGCCGAAUUAAAUACAAUGACAGGCUAAUCAAUAUAUACUGUACUCAUUUACAUGCAGAAUAUCACGAGGACGAUAUAUACUUGGCUCAUAGAGUAUUACAGGCAUAUUCUACUGCAGAACUGGUUAAUUUAACUUCGUCUCCUGCCGAUGUAUCAAUACUGGCUGGUGAUCUCAAUGCCGCACCCGGAGAUUUAUCAUUUAGAUUAAUUACUCAACUGCCGUCUCUUCUUGAUCCGUACACUCUACUGGGUGAUCAUGAUCAGUUUGCAAAACAAAUUGGAACCAGUGACAACAUCAACAAUAGCUACUCCGAUCAAAAGUUGGUAAAGCUAUGCCCUGAGGGGAAGCGAAUUGACCAUAUAUUAUUUAAUGUCGAUUCAAAAUAUGAGGCCCAAGUAAAUAGUUACGGUAAUCCCAUGGAGGAGAGGGUUCCCGGGGAGCCAUUUUCUUAUUCUGACCAUGAUGCUGUUGCGUUAGAAUUAAAAAUAAAACCUUCUCAAAGUAAACCAAAGAGGCAAUACAGUGUAGAGAAACACUUUCAGGAAACUAUAGAAGAGGCAAUAAAAGUUUGCCGAGAGGCUACUGUGACUAUAACUAAAUCCAAAAAACUAUUUCUUAUGACAGGGGGCUUAAUAUUCAUGUUUCUUUUAGGUUCUGUUGGCUUCUGGCCCAAUAACAUUAUGACCGACAUUUUAAAAAUAAUAAUGACAGGAAUUUCAUUUUAUUAUAUUAUUAUGGGGACUCUGUGGAAUAAAAUCGAAAUGAAUAGCCUUAAGGCUGGUUUGACAGCACUUGAAAAUUUUUAUAAAAGUAGAAAUUAUAAAAUUAUCGAUUAAAUAUAAAUCUAUUCAUUAUUAUCUGCUUGCGGCUUCUUAAUUUGUGACUUUCAACUAAACACACUACCUGUCUACAUAUAUUUACAAACAUCAGUAUUUUUAUACGUAUUGAAUUAUACAUAAAUAUAAUGCCUACUUAUAAACGGAACAUAAUCUUCAUAUCAAUAUUUUUUUUGAUUCAAUAUAAAACUAAUUACAUUCCAUCUAUAAAUAUGAAAUAAAAAUAUCACAUUUAUCUUAAAAAAAUAUUAUUAUAGUGAUAAGUAAAAAUCGAUAGUAAUUUUUAUAAUGAAUUUUUCUAAGUAUUUCAAAUGUAUUGCUUAAGUGAAGCUCAGACGAAUAUUGUGAUACAACGCCUAAAGCCAUAUCAGUGUACGUAUGAUAAUUAUAUAAUAAAUGUCUAUUUGAAUAAUGUGUUAAA